Messenger RNA from Aegilops tauschii subsp. strangulata, 1404 nucleotides. Lineage: Eukaryota; Viridiplantae; Streptophyta; Magnoliopsida; Poales; Poaceae. The record is from RefSeq and is a predicted model, not a curated record.
AUGCUGGGCAUGGAGAUGCACCUCGUCCACCAGCCGCAGCCGCAGAUCCACGCGGCCUCCUCGUUCCAGCAGCCGCCGGAGCACCUCCACCACGCCAACGGCGGCUUCCAGGUCCAGCACCACCAGGCCAUGCCGAUGGGGCAGCAGCACCCGCCACCGUCGUACGGGGCUUACGUGGCGCCGCCAUCGAGGGCGGUCAACGCGCAUGAAGAGGAGGAGAUGGGCAACGGCAUUGGCGCCGUGCAGCAGCCGGGGGCGGGGGCGGCGGGGUGCUCGUGGUCCCGGAUGAAGUGGACGGAUGCGAUGGUGCGCCUGCUCAUCGCGGUGGUGUACAACGCCGGGGAAGACGGGGAGGGCGUGUCUGCAGGAGGCAAGGCCGCGGCGUCGCACUCGCACGGGAAGGCGGUGGCGUCUGCGGCGGCGCAGGGCGGGCACGGGCCGCAGGCUGCGGCGCAGCAGAGGAAGGGUAAGUGGAGGUCCGUGUCCCGGGCGAUGGUGGAGAAAGGCUUCAAGGUGUCGCCGCAGCAAUGCGAGGACAAGUUCAACGACCUCAACAAGCGCUACAAGGGAGUCGUCGACCUGCUCGGCCGCGGCACGGCGUGCGACGUGGUCGCGAACCCCGCUCUGCUCGACACCAUGGGCGAGCUCACAGCCAAGUCCAAGGAGGAGGCGCGCAAGAUGCUCCGCUCCAAGCGCCUCUUCUUCCGCGAGAUGUGCAACUACCACAACCCCGGCGGCACCGCAACAGCCUCGCACGGCAUCGAAGGCGGCGCCGCUGCUAACUCGUCUGCCGGCCGCCAGGUGGUGGCGAUGGUGAAUUCCUCCACGCGCUCGGAGGACGACAGCGAGGACGACGUCCUCAGUAGCAAAGAGGCUGAAGAGGAGGAGGACGACUACGACCUGGACGACGUGGAGGAGAAGGCGCCAGGCGGGCACAAGAACAAGCGCCGUCUUGGCGAGAGCAGCGCGGCUGCGGCCGGGGAAGACGGGGAAGAGAACGGGAACAACAAGCCCGCCCGCGGGAGGCCGUGCACCAGCAUGCAGCAGCUGAAGCGCGAGCUGGCCGCGGCGGAGGCCGGCGGCGACCAGCAGCAGCUGCGGCAGUUGGUGCAGCGGCGCGCGCUGGAGCUGGAGAAGCAAGAGCUGGCGUACGAGGUCCAGGAGUUAGCGCUGGAGAAGCACCGCCGCAGGUGGGAGCAGUUCAAGGCCAAGAAGGAGUGGAACAUAGAGCAGGAGCGGCAGCGGAUCGAGGGCCUGCGCGUCGACGGCAAGCGCAUGCUGCUCAUGCUCAAGCAGAAGGAGUUCGACCUGGACCACCUCCCGGGCGCCCAGACCCCGCCGCCCGGCGCUGCCUUCCAGCAGCAGCCCGGCUCCAGCCCCUCCACCACAGGGCAGCCCAACUAG